AUGCACGCGGAGGUUCAGCAGCUUCUCACGCUCUUUGGCAUUCCGUACAUCAUCGCGCCGCAGGAGGCGGAGGCGCAGUGCGCGUGGCUUGACCGAGAGGGUUUCGUGGACGCGGUGAUAACGGACGACAGCGACGCGUUUCUUUUCGGCGCGAAGACGAUUUACCGCAACGUCUUCGAGAGCAAAAAGUACGUCGAGUUUUACGACGCGAACAGGGUCGACGCGGACCUCGGUUUAGACCGCGCGAAGAUGGCGCAGCUCGCGUUGCUGUUGGGGUCGGACUACACCGAAGGCGUCACCGGCGUCGGGAUCGUGAACGCGCUCGAGGUUGUGUUGAACUUCCCGGGCGUGGAAGGGCUGACGAAAUUCGCCGAGUGGGUGGGCGAGUCCGAGUUCACGGGGAAACCGGCGGCGAUCAGAGAGUUCAAGCUGAAGCAUCGCACGCUGAAAAAAGCAUGGGAGCUCCCGCGCGACUUCCCGUCCGAGAGAGUCCUCGACGCGUACGCGAACCCGAGCGUGGACGCGUCGCGCGAGAAGUUCGAGUGGGGCGAACCCGACCUCGACGCCCUGCGGCUCUUCUGCGGCGAACACUUCGCGUGGCGGCCGACGCAGACGGACGAUCUCUUACUUCCCGUGGUGAAGAUGUGGGAGACGAGCGAUAAGCAGAGCCGGAUCGACUCGUUCUUCGCCGCCGCCGCGAGCGCGAACGUC
Messenger RNA from Micromonas pusilla CCMP1545, 711 nucleotides. RefSeq lists its product as uncharacterized. NCBI's taxonomy places the organism in Eukaryota, Viridiplantae, Chlorophyta, Mamiellophyceae, Mamiellales, Mamiellaceae. The transcript has 2 exons. The annotation marks the transcript as partial. Gene Ontology annotation, cellular component: nucleus. Gene Ontology annotation, molecular function: DNA endonuclease activity; single-stranded DNA binding. The record is from RefSeq and is a predicted model, not a curated record.